AUGUCAGCGGAGGCAACCUCAGCAGCAGCUGCCGCCAAUUUGGCUAAAAUAGUUAAUCUUAUCGGUUCCAAUGCUCGGGAUGAGGAGCAGCCCACCAUCCAAUCAGUCAGCUCUAAGAGUGUUCGCCUGGCCAGCAGUGGAACGCCUAGACGCUCUGCUUACUCAUAUGUGCCCAAAUCGCCGCAGCUGGAGGAGAUUGUUUUUGCCGAACCGACGUGCUCUGAACGCUUUGCACGUUACUUUGUCAUCGUCAUCUACCUGUGCGGUCUCUGUUGUCUAGGCUUCUUUUUAUCCAUCUACCACAUAUUCUUCUGGGACUCCCGCAUGCCACCCGUGUUCAAGGGUCAAAAGAAAACCCCGGCCUUUGGCUAAUUUCUUAACCAUCUAAGAAUCUCAACAGCAGCAAUGCUCACU
This is a messenger RNA of Drosophila innubila, 414 nucleotides long. RefSeq lists its product as uncharacterized. The coding region runs from base 1 to 372 and encodes 123 amino acids. The transcript has a single exon. The record is from RefSeq and is a predicted model, not a curated record. Lineage: Eukaryota; Metazoa; Arthropoda; Insecta; Diptera; Drosophilidae.